UCCUCUAAUCCCACCCUUGACCCCAUUUAGGACAGGAUUGGUGGGUUUGGUUUACACACAUAUCCUGUCUAUAUAGCCUUCCGACAGUGCCAACGUCAGCUACAACUUCUCAAAUCCAAGGAAAACUUGACUUACGCAUCCUAAAAAGUAUCGGGUACCACCAUGAACUACAACGAGAAGAAAGACCCCAAACUGCAAAUGAUGCCCAGCACAGCCAAUGGCCAAGCAAAACUAAAGGAGCUGGAAGCGCGGGGAAACUGGGGGAGUAAAGCCGAGUAUAUUUUAACGGUGAUGGGAGCUAUAAUUGGACCUGGAAACGUGUGGAGAUUCCCUUACUUGUGUUACAAAAACGGAGGGGGUGUGUUCUUCAUUCCAUAUGUUUUGUUCUUGGUGACGUGCGGGAUCCCGCUAUUCUUCCUGGAGACUUCUCUGGGACAAUACACCAGCCAGGGAGGAAUAACAUGUUGGAGGAAGAUGUGUCCGCUAUUUGAGGGUAUGGGCUACACCUGUAACCUUGUCAUCUCAUUCAGUGCCAUCUCCUACAUUGUGAUCUUGGCAUGGGCCUUUUUCUAUCUCUUCUCCUCCUUCAGUGCAGAGCUACCCUGGGCAAGCUGCGGAAACUGGUGGAACACUGACUCAUGCAUGGACGACAGCAAGCAGAAUCGCAGCACCAACCUGACAUCAAGACAGAAUACCACACUACCAGUCAUGGAGUUUUGGGAGCGCAGGGUGCUGAACAUUUCCGGGGGGAUCGAGGAGAUGGGCAACAUCAGAUGGGAGCUGGCGCUGUGUCUCCUUCUCACCUGGGUCAUCUGUUACUUCUGUGUCUGGAAGGGAAUUAAGUCCACAGGCAAGGCUGCUUACUUUACGGCCACAUUCCCAUAUGCCAUGCUCCUGGUCCUGCUGAUCCGCGGUGUCACUCUACCUGGAGCCAUAGACGGCAUCAUCUUUUACAUUUACCCUGACAUCUCUCGCCUCACAGACCCACAGGUGUGGAUGGAUGCAGGCACACAGAUUUUCUUCUCCUAUGCUAUCAGCUUGGGCUUUCUCACAUCCCUGGGCAGCUACAACAGUUACAACAACGACUGCUACAAGGACUGUUUUUACCUGUGUCUUCUAAACAGUGGCACCAGCAUCGUGUCAGGCUUCGCAAUCUUCUCUGUUUUGGGCUUCAUGACCUAUGAACAGGGGGUGUCCAUUGAAGAGGUGGCUGAGUCAGGUCCUGGGCUGGCAUUUAUUGUGUACCCUCGAGCAGUAGCCAUGAUGCCCAUGUCUCAGAUCUGGUCUGCCUGUUUCUUCAUCAUGAUCAUCCUUCUGGGUCUGGAUAGCCAGUUUGUUGGGCUGGAGUGUUUGAUGACAUCUGUUGUGGAUCUGUUCCCUACCUAUCUGCGCCGUGAGUUCAGGAGAGAGCUGCUGUUGCUGGCUAUCUGCACAAUAGGCUUCAUACUGGGGCUUGCCCUGGUCACAGAGGGAGGGAUGUACCUGCUUCAGCUGCUAGACCACCAUGUGUGCAGUGGGACCACCCUGCUACUGCUGGCCAUUUGUCAGUCUGUCUGCAUCGCCUGGGUCUAUGGUGCUGAACGUUUCUAUGGUAACAUCAGUGAUAUGAUUGGCUACAGACCUCUGCCUUUGAUGAAGUACUGCUGGCUCUACAUCACUCCUACAGUGUGCACAGCUACCUUCAUCUUCUCCAUAGUCAAGUACUCACCAUUGAAGUUCAGCAACACAUAUGUUUAUCCUGUCUGGGCUAACAUCAUUGGCUGGUUCAUUGCCACUAUCUCCCUCUCCUUCAUCCCGCUAUGGAUGGUCUACAAAAUGGCCAACAGCAAUGGAACCCUGCGCCAGCGAUUCUCUGUGCUCUGUCGGCCUGUAGACGACCUCCCCGUGAACCACACAUGCAGAACAGAUGGCCCUCUUCAUCUGGCGACCUCUGACGUCAUGAGCUCCAGCAUGGAGCUGAAGCCUCUGUCCUUCACAGUGGGAGAUAAGGACGCACUGUGAACUCUCACAGAGAGAUGUAAAUCUUUAGUCCAUUGGCGGUGCCAAUGUAUAAUGUUUUGCACAUGCAAAAAAAUACACGUUUGUUUGUGCUUAGUCUUCACAUCGGCAGUGGCGCCAUCCAGAAACAGCCACCCUCUUGGCCCACACAUGCAUUGUUGGAUUUUAGUUUGACGUUUGUCUAUACAGAGUGAUGUGGAGAACAUGUAUAGCAUCUCUGAAUGCAGCCUUUACCUGCACUGCAAUGCAUCAAUGGGACAUUGUGCUCCUUUUGUAACCUGGUUCCAAAUCUGUUAGUGCUCUUGUUAACUCCAUUGCUGUCAUUUUCAGGCCAAAAAUUCCAUUAGGCAUGAGAGCAGAAACAGACCGGCACACAGGCAACCCAUUUUGUAGAACAAAUUAAGCAAGGUAACUAUAGAUGUGUGUGGGAAAUGAUGGUUUGAAAAACUGAAAAUCAGAAUUGACCUCAUAUAUAUCUAGGUGGAUUAGAUUAUAUGAAAAAACAUUAUCUGGGUUUACUCAGCACAUAUGACAUCGGAAAAUUUAAACAUCAGACUUUAUAGUAGCACUUCCUCUUCAUUUAGUUUUGACCUCUUCUAUUUUCUCUUUGUUUAUCUGUGUGCACACAAGUGUAUGUCAAUGCGUGGGUGAUUGCCUGUGCAUGUGUAUAUGUUUGUGUGUAUGUGCUGCAGAUUAAAUGGAUGCUAAAAUUAAAAUAUUCUGUAGUAUGUA
Messenger RNA from Oncorhynchus nerka (sockeye salmon), 2730 nucleotides. RefSeq names its product sodium- and chloride-dependent GABA transporter 2-like. Gene Ontology annotation, cellular component: plasma membrane. Bases 163 to 2001 code for a protein of 612 amino acids. The record is from RefSeq and is a predicted model, not a curated record. NCBI's taxonomy places the organism in Eukaryota, Metazoa, Chordata, Actinopteri, Salmoniformes, Salmonidae. Gene Ontology annotation, biological process: sodium ion transmembrane transport. Gene Ontology annotation, molecular function: gamma-aminobutyric acid:sodium:chloride symporter activity. The transcript has 14 exons.